ACUACAGCCUCUGGCGGAAUAUGAAGUACGGAUGACUUUGACAUAAGAGAGAGAGAUUCGAAGCGGGAGGUUAGAAUGAUGAUGUUACGUUUGGAGGAUUGUAAUUUUGGAUCCUGAAAGGCUGUUGCUGCAUAAUGGAUAAAAAUGUUCAAGGUACCAAUGACUACAGCACUGUCUCCAAGUACUCAAUGGUUAAACAAGGCUACUUUAAUGAUGAAUUCAUAUCAGAAUUUGUAUCGAAUUCAAAAUACAGCAGAAGAGCUCCAAUCAUUCACAUGGGCUAUUAUGCAAGAGCUGAAAUAAUUGAAGCCAUUUUGACACAGUUUGUGAGACAUGUGGGGAACUCUCAUAUACAAAUCAUCUCCUGUGGAGCUGGUUAUGAUACAACAUACUUUAGGCUUAAGAAGAACUUGCAAGAAGAGUUCAGUCUUACCUAUUAUGAAGUUGACUUCAUUGAAGUUAUUUCUCGCAAAACUGAGUGUAUUAGAAGAUCAAAAAUCCUCAGCAGUAUUCUUGGAUUAUGUAAUGACGACUUUUUUUCAACAGAUGUAAACUCUUGUACAACUGGUAUUCAUUCACAAGGAUACCAUUUGGUUGGAGGUGACCUCCGCUGCCAGAAUGAUAUUGAAAUUGUUCUAUCAAGCGCUGGCAUAUCAUGGGCUGCACCUACGUUGCUUUUGGCAGAAUGCUCCAUAACUUACAUGGAUGAAUCAAGCUCAACUAAACUUAUAGAAUGGGCAUCUACCAAGUUUCCUCAUGCAACAUUUGUCACCUUUGAACAAAUAUGUCCAGAUGAUGGAUUUGGGCAUGUGAUGAAACAUCAUUUUGAAUCUCUGGGCAGUCCAUUAUUGUCACUGAAUAAAUAUCCAGAUUUUGACUUGCAAAUCAGGCGAUAUAAAGAACACGGGUGGAGUGCAUGUGCAUCCAUGUCUGCAUAUGAGGCCUUAAAGCUUCUCACAGAGGAUGGCAAAGUGAAUAAUGUUGUGAGACUGGAACCAUUUGAUGAAUUUGAAAGUUGGCAUCUUAUGUGCUGCCAUUAUACUUUGACCAUAGCAUCCAAAGGGGUGCUGGAGAAUUGGUUCAGUGAUGAUAGGAAAAAAGAAAGUAUUAACAUGUCACAAAAUUUACUCUGUUAUUCUGAAGACAGUGCCCUCCAUUGGUCUGUGUUACCUGUCCAGGGGCGGAUACCAGAACGAUUUGGUCAUGCUAGUGGAAGACUGGACGAACAUUGCAUAGCACUAGUGGGUGGCUUCGGAAAGAGCUACAGUCAAGAACACAGCAGGCUCAGUGAAAUUAGUAUUGUUAAUACUACGGAUUUUACAGUUCAGCAUGUCACUCUUCAUUCUCCUCUUCCAAAAGGAGAUUCAUCACUGGCUGCAAUGCAUUCAACUUGCAUACCACUUCAUAAUGGGAGGCUUUUGAUAAUUGGUGGGCGCACUUCACCGACACGACCAGUGAACACAAAACCAGUAAUCCUGUCUGUGUGGAAUAAGGACAUGGAAGUUCUUGAUCUAAUUGGACCAUGUCCACGUUGGAGACAUACAGCAACACUCAUUGGCAGUGAGUCCACCACCCAGUUGAUUUUGCUCUUUGGUGGAAGAACUUCGAAUCUGAUUGUCCUGAAUGAUUUGUGGCAACUAAGUAUUCAGCAAAGGAUAUUCAGCCGGAUUAGCAAUGUGAGUAAAAACUGGCCAUGUGCCCGGUUUUCUCAUAGUGCAGUAGCUCUAAUGAGAUGUUCAUUGAUAAUCACUGGGGGUCUGAAUGAGAUCUUGCAGCCACUAAGGGACAUCUGGAUAUAUGAUACUGAAGAGGGCUCCUGGAAAGAGGUACAUGUAAAAGGACCACAAAUGUUACCACGGUACAGUCACACAUCAGCAGUAACUAGUGAUAACAAGUUUCUCAUAUUGCUUGGAGGGGUUAACACACAUACGACCCAUCAACCUGGAGUGUGUGUUAUCAAUUUACUGGAAAGAAAAUGCUACGAAUAUGCCUUACCAAACCAGGAUCCAGACAGGCCAAUAAUGUUACACAACCAUACAUCAGAAUUGAUAGAGGAUUCAAGAUUUCUAGUGUUUGGUGGUGGCGAUAAUUGUUUCUCAUUUGGCACAAGCUUUAACCCUGGUAUCAUUAACAUGGAGAUAUCUCAUUUGCUCCAUUGACAUAAUUUUACAUAAAAUACAGACUGGAAUUAAAAUGGCCAAAUGAACUAACAA
This is a messenger RNA of Schistocerca cancellata (South American locust), 2213 nucleotides long. RefSeq names its product tRNA wybutosine-synthesizing protein 4-like. The record is from RefSeq and is a predicted model, not a curated record. Bases 135 to 2159 code for a protein of 674 amino acids. Gene Ontology annotation, molecular function: tRNA methyltransferase activity; protein binding. The transcript is spliced from 9 exons. NCBI's taxonomy places the organism in Eukaryota, Metazoa, Arthropoda, Insecta, Orthoptera, Acrididae. Gene Ontology annotation, biological process: wybutosine biosynthetic process; tRNA methylation.